CAUCUCGUUCUUCCGCACCACAUCCUCCCCUUGUCCUUCGCCAUGGCCACGCUCGACCGCCACGCGCAUGCCCGCGCGCUGCUCGGCACCACCCGCUUCGAGCGCGUCGCGAGCGCCCGCGUGCUCGUCGUCGGCGCCGGCGGCAUCGGCUGCGAGCUGCUCAAGAAUCUCGUCCUCGUCGGCUUGAAGGACAUCGAGGUGAUCGACCUCGACACCAUCGACCUGAGCAACCUCAACCGCCAGUUCCUCUUCAACAAGUCGCACAUCAAAAAGUCAAAGGCGCUCAUCGCCUCGGCCACUGCACAGUCCUUCUGCCCCUCGGCACGCAUCACGCCGCACCACGCCGACAUCAUGCGUGGCGGGCCUUCCGGCGCAGACGAGGGCGCUCGCUUCGGCGUUGCGUACUUUGAGCAGUUCGACGUGGUGCUCAAUGCGCUCGACAACCUCGAGGCGCGCCGCCACGUCAACCGCAUGUGCGUCGCGGCCCGCGUGCCGCUGGUGGAGAGCGGCACGGCGGGCUUCCUGGGACAGGUGCAGCCCAUCAUGAAGGGCGUCACCGAGUGCUACGACUGCGUGGCCAAGGAGACGCCAAAGAGCUUCCCGGUCUGCACCAUUCGCUCGACGCCCAGCACGCCGAUCCACUGCAUUGUCUGGGCCAAGAGCUGGCUCUUCACGCAACUGUUCGGCGCUGACGACGAGACGGAGGACGCGGAGCUGGACAAGGCGCUGCAGGAUGGCGAGAAUGCCACGGAGAUCAGCAACCUUCGCGCCGAGGCGCAAGAGAUGCGGAACCUGCGUGUCUCCCUCACCGAGGCCGGCCGCACAUCGCGCGAGAAUGCCGCACAGGUGUUCGCGAAGAUCUUCUCGUCGGACGUCAAGCGGCUGCUGGGCAUGGAGGAGAUGUGGAAGAACCGCCGCAAGCCGGUGCCGCUCGACUUUGAGGAGGCCAUGAGUGCCGAGCAGGCCGGCCAAGGCUCUGGUCUGCGCGACCAGCGCGCAUUGAGCCUGAGGGAGACGGUCGAGCUGUUCGAGCAGAGCCUUGCGUCGCUCUCUGCCCGCGCGGCCAAGAGCCCUGAGGACCCGCUCUCGUUCGACAAGGACGACGACGACGCGCUGAACUUUGUCACUGCCGUCGCCAACCUGCGUGCGCGCGUGUACGGCAUCGACACGCGUACGCGCUUCCAGGUCAAGCAGAUGGCCGGCAACAUCAUCCCUGCCAUUGCCUCGACGAACGCCAUUAUUGCCGGCGCGCUCGUGCUGCAGGCGCUGCAUGCGCUCGAGGGAGACUGGAAGCAGGCGCGUCUCGUCAACAAGACGGCCAUGCCGCGCUUCCUCGUCGGCUCGCAGACGUGUGCGCCGAACCCGGCAUGCGGCGUCUGCGCCGACGUCUACGUUGCGCUGCAGGCGGACGCGACGCGCUUGACGCUCGGCCAGCUGCUGCAGGACGUAGCUCGCGCGUCGAGAGAAGACGGAGGGCUGGGCAUGGAGACGGAGGAUGUCGAGGUGUACGAAGGCAGUCGUCUGCUUGCCGACUCGGACUUUGACGACAACCACGAGAAGACGCUGGCGGAGCUCAACAUUGGCAUCGGCAACUUCGUGGCGCUGGUGGAUGAGGGCGGCGAAAAGUCGACGAUUCAGUUCGUAAUUGAGCGCCUCUCGCCCGCUUCAAGCAGCGCGGGCGACGAGAAGGCAUGGGCACUGCCGCCCGUCGAGAAACUGCCGGCGCUGUCGGACAAGGUGGAGAUUCCGGCCCCGGCGCCCGACUCGGACGACGACGAUGACGAGGUGGCCGUCGUGGACGCGCCGAGCGCACCCAAGACUGCUGGCGCAUCCGAGAAGGCGUCGCGCAAGCGCUCGGCCGCAGACGACGCCGACGCGCCAGACUCGACGGCAGACGCAGCAGCGGGCGAGAGCGACGUCAAACGUGCGCGGAUACAGCAGACGGGCGCAGAUGCCAGCUCUGCCAUCGAGCUGUAGCAGACGGGCUCCUUUCGUGUCACACGUCUGCCUUUCACACGCGCGCUUCACGGUGAGCGGAGCAAAAUUAUGUGUUGAGAGCCUCCAUGCGAGCGUGCGAUCAGGGAAACGGGACAUAAGCGU
Molecule: messenger RNA, 2100 nt
Organism: Tilletiopsis washingtonensis
Lineage: Eukaryota; Fungi; Basidiomycota; Exobasidiomycetes; Entylomatales
Exons: 6
Coding region: 43-1977 (644 amino acids)
Biological process (GO): protein sumoylation
Cellular component (GO): SUMO activating enzyme complex; cytoplasm
Molecular function (GO): SUMO activating enzyme activity
Source: RefSeq, a predicted model, not a curated record